AUGAGGAUGGUGCUGCUGCUGCUGCUGCUGCUGCUGGCGGAGGGGCGGCGGGCGGCCGUGCUGCGGCUGGGGCUGAGGGGCAGCCCCCGCGGGGAGGUGAGCCCGGCUUUCCUCUCCCUCACCCUGGACGCCAGCCUGGCCCGGGACCCGCGCUAUGUCGCCUUGCUCAGCAAUCCCAAACUGCGUGCCCUGGCGACGGCCCUGUCUCCAGGUUUCCUGAGGUUUGGCGGCACCGAGACAGAUUUUCUCAUCUUUGAUCCCAACAAGGAUUCAACUUUAGAAGAAAAAAUCAUCUGGGAACUUCAGGCCCAGCAAGCUUGUGGCUCAAGGCCUGCGUUCGCUGCCGUUGAGAAGCUACUGCUGGCCCAGUGGCCCAGCCAGGAGAAGUUGAUUCUUGCCGAGCACAACCGAAAAAAGCACAAAAACACCACCAUUACAAGAAACACGCUGGAUAUUCUCUACAGCUUUGCAAACUGCUCAGGGUUUCACCUGGUCUUCGGGCUCAACGCCUUGCUGCGGAAGGAUGGCUUGCGGUGGGACAGCUCGAACGCCCGAGCGGUGCUGGACUACUGCGCCUCGAGGAGGUACAACAUCUCCUGGGAGCUCGGGAACGAGCCCAACAGCUUCAGGAAGAAAUCUGGCAUCUACAUCGACGGCUUCCAGCUGGGACAAGAUUUUAUUCACUUACGCCAACUUCUGAGUAAUUAUAGCUUCUACCGGCACGCCAAGCUCUACGGUCCCGACGUCGGGCAGCCCCGAAAGCACACGCAGAGACUGCUGAGAAGCUUCUUGAAAUCGGGAGGGAAGGUGAUCGACUCUGUCACUUGGCACCAUUACUAUUUGGACGGACGAAGUGCAACGAGGGAGGAUUUCUUGAGCCCUGAAGUGCUGGAUACCUUUGCCACAGCUGUACACGAAGUCCUGGAGAUCGUUGGUGGGACCGUGCCUGACAAGAAGGUCUGGCUGGGAGAGACGAGCUCUGCCUAUGGAGGGGGAGCUCCCAGGCUGUCCAACACUUAUGUUGCUGGCUUUAUGUGGUUGGACAAACUCGGGCUUUCAGCCAGGCAGGGGAUUGACGUGGUGAUGAGACAGGUUUUCUUCGGGGCGGGGACCUAUCACCUGGUGGAUGCCAACUUUGAGCCUUUGCCGGACUACUGGCUCUCGCUGCUCUACAAGAAGCUGGUGGGUACCAAGGUGCUACAGGUCAGCCUGGCCGGAGCCGACAAGAGGAAGCUCCGCGUCUACCUCCACUGCACGAACGCCCUCCACCCAAAGUACAGAGAAGGGGACGUGACGUUGUUUGCCUUAAACCUCUACAACGUUACCCAACAUUUGCAGCUACCGAAUUACUUAUCGAGCAAGCAUGUGGAUCAGUACAUCUUACUGCCUCGUGGCAAAGAGAGUAUACUUUCCAGGUCUAUUGAGCUGAACGGCCGUGUGCUACAGAUGGUGGAUGACAAAACGCUGCCAGAGCUCAUCGAAAAACCCCUCGGUCCCGGCAGCGUACUUGGCCUUCCAGCCUUCUCUUACGGCUUUUAUGUUAUCAAAAACGCCAAAGCGAUUGCUUGCAUUUAA
Molecule: messenger RNA, 1575 nt
Organism: Gavia stellata (red-throated loon)
Lineage: Eukaryota; Metazoa; Chordata; Aves; Gaviiformes; Gaviidae
Gene: HPSE
Product: heparanase
Exons: 12
Coding region: 1-1575 (524 amino acids)
Cellular component (GO): extracellular matrix; membrane
Molecular function (GO): hydrolase activity, acting on glycosyl bonds
Source: RefSeq, a predicted model, not a curated record